This is a messenger RNA of Clonostachys solani, 1326 nucleotides long. The record is from the annotation of a GenBank genome assembly. NCBI's taxonomy places the organism in Eukaryota, Fungi, Ascomycota, Sordariomycetes, Hypocreales, Bionectriaceae.
AUGUCAGAUUCAGGAGAGACAUCGGUUCCCUCUCCUGAGUUUCUCUCCCAGAGCCGUGGGCCAUCUAUCAGAGGUGUCAUAUGGGUUUCUGUGGUUUGCUCGAUCAUAAUCGUCAUAAUGAGAGUCCACACUCGCAUAUUUCUACGCAGAGUGUUUGGGAUUGACGAUUGGUUUAUUGUGCUUGCCAUGGUAAGCAAAGACCUCCUCUCUGAGAAACCCUCCUUGAUUUUGGAGGGCAUUAGUAGCAGCCACGGCGGUAUCAAAGCAGAUUCAUUGACUGGAACUUUAAUUUUGCAGGUGCUCAUCGUCGCAUACGGCGCGGUCGUCGAGCUUGCUGUCCAAAAGGGCCUCGGACGACAUCUACAAUGGAUGCUCAUGGAUGCCCCCGAGAACCUCGUCUCCCUGGCUCUCCUGGGUCAGAUCUCUCAGCCAUUUGUCGUCAUGUCCUGCGCCAUGGGCAAGGUCUCCUUCUCCUUGACCCUAAUGCGUCUGGCCGCCCAGCGUUGGAUUCAUACUCUGCUGUGGUUCCUGGUAAUCUCCAUGACGACGCUGCACGUUCUCAUCUCCAUCAUUGUCUUUGUGCGCUGCAAGGACCCCAGAUCUACCUGGGACACCACCAUAGUGAGCGAGUGCUGGCAUCCUGAGACGUACCUGAACGUCAUGUACUUCAUCGGUGCGUACUCCGCCGCGACCGACUUCAUCCUCGCCCUCCUCCCCUGGGCUAUGCUCUGGAACCUCAACAUGAAGAAGAAGGAAAAGUUCGGCGUAGCCAUCGCAAUGAGUCUUGGUGUCUUCGCGGGCACAACGGCCAUCAUCAAGUGCACCAAGCUCCGCGCCAACGCAACCAGCAAGGACCCGACCUUCGACGUCGGCGAGCUCCUCUGGUGGGCCGGCGCCGAGAACGGCCUCAUCAUCACCGCCGCCUGCCUCCCGACCCUCCGGCCCCUCAUGCGCGCCAUGUUCCCCUCCACCGUCCGCUCGAGCGGGAACAACAACAACUCCUACCCGCUCAAGAACGUUUCCAACAACGCCAACAUGUUCACGCCCAAGAAGCAGGGCCAGUGGACGGCCAUCAUCGAGUCCGAGGGGGGGCAGCCCGACACCGCGUUCGACAACCAGAGCGACAGGAGCAUACUGAACCAGCGCCAGAGCGGCGGGAGCCACAUUAGGGGUGGCGCGAGCAAUUUGAGUAUGAGCAGCAGCAAGGACAAUAAUGCCCUGGGCGGUCUUAGGGAGGGCGGGGGGAGCGAUGGACGGCCGCCGACGCAGAUACACAGGACCUUUGAGGUGAAUGUCUCGUACCAGCAGAAUGGACAAAAUGUAUAA